Molecule: messenger RNA, 816 nt
Organism: Cylicocyclus nassatus
Lineage: Eukaryota; Metazoa; Nematoda; Chromadorea; Rhabditida; Strongylidae
Source: the annotation of a GenBank genome assembly
AUGGAACAUAUCACAUUGACACAAAAUGGUGACAUGCCGUGGUGGAUCAGAUACCAGCCAGUAAGUUACAAGCUGAACUCACGAAGCGGAACUGAGCAAGAGUUUAUUGACAUGGUCAACAGAUGUAACGCAGUUGGCGUGAGAAUCAUCGUUGAUGCAGUCAUAAACCAUAUGACUGGAGUCUCACAGAAAAAAGGAGUGAAUGGGAGAGACAGCAGCGGAGGUUCAUAUUUCGAUGGAACGGACGGGGUCGAAAGCUUCCCUGAAGUAAGAUACAACCCGGAUCCACCACCACAACCAACCCAAGGUCCAGGCCCACAGCCUCAGCCUACACAAGGUCCAGGUCCACAGCCACCAUCACCAAUCCACUAUGAUGAUCCAUAUGAUGAUCCCAAUACCGUUUUCGAUCGACAAGUGAUGGUACACUUGUUCGAAUGGAAAUGGAAGGAUGUAGCAGCGGAAUGCGAAAACUUUUUGCAACAUCACGGAUACGGUGCCGUCCAGGUAUCACCACCUAUGGAACAUAUCACACUGACACAAAAUGGUGACAUGCCAUGGUGGAUCAGAUAUCAGCCAGUAAGUUACAAGCUGAACUCACGUAGUGGAACUGAACAAGAGUUUGUGGACAUGGUCAACAGAUGUAAUGCAGUGGGCGUGAGAAUCAUUGUCGACACUGUCAUUAAUCAUAUGACUGGAGUUGAUCAAAAGAAAGGAGUGAAUGGCCGAGACAGCAGCGGAGGUUCAUUCUUCGAUGGGAUGAACGGAGUAGAAAGCUUCCCAGAAGUAAGCCAAUGUAUUGGUAGGGAUAGAUUUUGA